AUGGCGACACGGAGCCUGGCCGCAGCAGUGCCUUUGCUCGGCGGGAGCUGUGUUCCUCUUCACUGUGUGCUUGGGAUGUUUGCCUCCCAGACUGAGCGGGAGCUCAAAGUGACCCAAAUUCUCAAAAAGUUUUCUUGAGCUAUGGCUAUCAAAGUCACCGACAUUUCGGGAACCCAAAGAAGAAAUCAAAGGAAUGCAUGGAUUACAGAUAUUUACCUCUGUCCCCAAACACUGACCAUGCCCCGGUUACAUAGACGCUGCAGCUGAAAACCUAGGAUGAACUUGACUGAUACCAUUCUUCCCUAG
Molecule: messenger RNA, 306 nt
Organism: Carlito syrichta (Philippine tarsier)
Lineage: Eukaryota; Metazoa; Chordata; Mammalia; Primates; Tarsiidae
Gene: BOLA3
Product: bolA family member 3
Source: RefSeq, a predicted model, not a curated record